Podospora bellae-mahoneyi is the source of this 3965-nucleotide messenger RNA. Its product is annotated as Glycerophosphocholine phosphodiesterase. Bases 519 to 3965 code for a protein of 1148 amino acids. Gene Ontology annotation, molecular function: glycerophosphocholine phosphodiesterase activity; protein binding. Gene Ontology annotation, biological process: glycerophospholipid catabolic process. The record is from RefSeq and is a predicted model, not a curated record. The transcript has 4 exons. Lineage: Eukaryota; Fungi; Ascomycota; Sordariomycetes; Sordariales; Podosporaceae.
UGUAUGUCUCGAGCAGCUUUCUUGCCAUGUGCAUUUGUCCACAGCAUGAGCUCAUGGAUCGCCGCUUGUCGAUGGGACUCUUAUAUUUUCCCCCGUGGAAAACGUGUGUGACGUGCGUGGCAGCUUGACCAUCGAGGUUCCCACUCUUGUACCCAUCAACGGGAUCGAGACUUCCCCUCUCCACUACAUCUUUCAUGCCGUGACUUCCUCCCUUCUCCUUGCUGUUUCCAUGACCUCUUUGUCUUCUCAAACACACAAGGUCUGCUUGUUGAAGUAGAUACGAUAACGAUACUUCCGACCGUUUGAUUUUGUACGUUUCACCUCCUACCUCUGAGAUCGCAACUUGGAAACAUCAGCGGAUAUAUAUAGCAUUUUCUUUCCCAACACUCAGCCGCUGGCAUCCCGCUCAUAGCCAACACGGGAUACGACCUGUCAGAUCAUUUGGCAUUUGAUACCCCCUUUUGAUUUUUUAGCUGGCUUCUCAUCGUCCAAGACGUACUUAGCAGCUACCACGCAAUAUGAAGUUUGGGAAAAAUCUUCCAAGAAACCAAGUCCCCGAGUGGGCAGGCUCUUACAUCGACUACAAGCGCCUCAAGAAACUCAUAAAAACAGCAGCCGACACAGCUGCCCACAAUGGGGAUCAAGUCGACUUGGCUGAGUUUCUGUUUGCCCUCGACCGCGAAGUAGAGUGCGUUGACCAGUUCUAUACAAGGAAGCUCCACGAGAACCAGCGACGACUGCAAGCCAUCACAGACAGAUACGGACCAACACCUCGCGAUGCCGCUAACAUCGACGAGGAGGAGCUCGAGGAUCUGAUAGGAGCUUUACUCGAAAUCAGAAACCAACUGAGGAAUCUACAGUGGUUCGGAGAGAUCAACCGUCGAGGCUUUGUCAAAAUCACAAAGAAGCUGGACAAGAAGGUUCACACGUCGGAUAUCCAGGAGAGGUACAUCUCUACCAGGGUCGACGUUCUACCGUUUGCCACAAAUCUUGACACCAGCCAGGAGCUUCAGACAGUCAACACGUGGCUUUCGGUGCUCAAUGAAUCCAAGAACACCAAUGACGCCAAAUCCGACCGCUCAACACGGUCUUACGGGCGACCCACGAAACUGGACGUCGAUACGUCAGUGCUCAACGCACUAGAUCAAGCCGUCCGGCAAGAUAAUCUAGAUACAUUGACGACCGGGUUAGCUGCUGCAAAUCUCGCAAAACAAGAUCAAACCGACGCUUUCCAAAACCUCCUGCACAGCCUCCUGCAGCGCGCCAUCUCGGCCCGGUCGAAAAAGGUCAUUCCUGUGCUUCUGGAAAGGAUUUCGGACCUUGAUGACCCCGACGACAUCAAUGGGCGGAAUUGUAUUCACAGGCUGGUCACUCAUAUUGGCCGGACCAAGACCGUUUCUUCCAGAGCCGUGGAGGAGGUGAAGCCGGAUCCUCACUUGAACGCAUACCCUUUUCCGCCGGGGGUUCAAUACGCCCAGAAUUAUCUUACCCCAGCAACGUCUCCUCUCGCCACACCGCGGGUGUCUGCUCUCAAGGAGACGGCCAGUCUCUUGGGCAAGGAUGACGAGGCUGUGCAGAUGCUCAUGUACCUUUUGGACAAUCUCAAGCCAGCACAAAGGGUGGCUUUGAAGGCGAAGGAUAACUUUGGACGCAUUCCACUGCAUUACGCCGCUCAGUUUGGCUUUGUGGUGGUGUGUCAGAUUUUGAUGAAGAAGAUGCAGGAUUGGGGCAUGUUUGAUGUCGAAAACGGAAUCGACGCCCCUGAAUGGCAGGACAAGAACGGAGAAGCACCUCUGCAUCUCAGCGUCCUUGGUGGUCACGCUCUUACGACCAAGGCACUGCUUCAAGGGGAGAAUUGGCAGGGUGUCAGUGAUAACAAGGCGGAGAUGAGACGGGCCAUCUCAAAGUCGAGUGCUGUGUUGGCUAUUGCCACCAAGGCGAACUUUGAGCAUAUUGUCGAGAUGUUGGUGCAUGCGGGGGUUGACAUCAACUGGCGGGAUAAGACGGGGGAGACGGCGCUGCAUAUUGCCGCGAGGUUUGGGCAUGAUGAGUGUGCAAAGGUGUUGUUGGAGGGGACGGCGGAUCAAAAGGCGGAUUUUGAGUUGACGGAGAAGGCUUUUGCUUGGACGCCGCUGCAUAUUGCGGCGGUAGAUGGGCAUUUGUCUGUGGUUAAGCUGUUGGUGGAAGCCGGGGCUGAGGUGGACAAGCCGGAUUCGUCGGGUUGGACAGCGAGGGAACAUGCUGCUUUGAGAGGACAUAUGCCUAUUGCUCACUUUCUUGCUCAGAGCAAGGAGGGAGAGGACACGGCUAGUAAUACUUCUGAUGACGAGAAGUCGGUGACGGAUAAUGCGGCUGUGCCUGACAAGGCGUCGUUCCAGGAGAGACGAUCGAAGGGCUCUGCGCGCAAGGCGGAGCCGGUCAAGUCAUUUGGUCAUCGGUAUCUCAAGGAUGAGAGUCUGGUGCUGGUUAGCUUGGGCUCGAUGGACAUGCGGAAGAAUCUUGAGGCGGUAAAGCUGGACAAUAUUCCGCUUUCGAAAGCACACACGACGGAGUUGGACACCACGUUGUCGAUUGUAGUGUCGGCGCAAGGGGCUCAGGGCGAGCCAACUAUGAUGAACCUUCAGGGUGAUGUCUGUGUGCCCAUCAUGGGUGCCAAUUUUGAGGUCAUUGGCAGCGUCAACUUUAACUUUUUGGUCAUCACGCCAUUCUCACACCCUAGCAUGGAGGUCACUUCUGAGCACACCUACUGGAAGAAGUUGGCCUCGACCAUGGUCAUUGGCCACCGCGGCCUGGGCAAGAAUAUGACGUCCAGCCGCUCCCUCCAGCUGGGCGAGAACACCGUCUCAUCCUUUAUUGCAGCGGCCAACCUCGGCGCUAACUAUGUCGAGUUUGACGUCCAGCUCACCAAGGACCACGUCCCGGUUAUCUACCACGACUUUUUGGUCAGCGAGACCGGGUUUGACGCGCCGGUUCACACUUUGACUCUGGAGCAAUUCUUGCACAUCAACCCGGACAAGUCGAGGACUAUUCAGGGGAAUAAUGGGACGUCGCCUUUUUCGUAUGCCAUUCCGGAGAACAAGCUGCUCGAGAAGACGAGGCGGAGCAACUCGCCCGGUCCGAGGCAGAGGUCCAUGUCGAUGGACUGGCCGGAUCACAACAGGCAGCAUCGCUUGUCCAAGCAGGAGAUGGAAGAGAGGAUGAAACACACGAGGGAUUUCAAAGAGAAGGGCUUCAAGGCCAACUCGCGCGGAAACUUCAUCCAGGCGCCGUUUGCGACGCUGGAGGACCUCUUUGUGAAGCUGCCGCAGAGCGUGGGGUUCAACAUCGAGAUGAAGUACCCGAUGCUUCACGAGAGCGAGGAGCACGAGAUGGACACGUACGCGGUCGAGCUGAACUCGUUUUGCGACACGGUGCUGCAAAAGGUGUACGACAUGACUGCCAACCCGCACCAGAGGAGGAAUAUCAUUUUUUCGAGCUUCAACCCGGAUAUUUGUCUCUGUUUGAGUUUUAAGCAGCCGAAUAUACCGAUUUUGUUUUUGACGGAUGCGGGGACGUGUCCGGUGGGGGAUAUCAGGGCGAGUAGUCUGCAGGAGGCGAUUAGGUUUGCGAGCAGGUGGAAUUUGCUGGGGAUUGUGAGCAAUGCGGAGCCGUUUGUGAAUAGUCCGAGGUUGGUGAGGGUGGUGAAGGGGGCGGGGUUGGUUUGUGUUAGUUAUGGGAGGGAGAAUAACGAGCCGGGGUUGGUGAGGAGGCAGGUUAGGGAGGGGGUGGAUGCUGUUAUUGUUGAUAGUGUGCUGGCUAUUAGACGGGGAUUACUGACGCAGGAUGGGGAGGGUGAGGGCAAGGGGAAGAAGAAUGGGGUUGAGGAUAGGGUUGAGGAGGUGAGGGAGAGGGUUGGGAAGCAGGUGUUGAACGGGAAUGGGAAUGGGAAUGGGUUUGGAGGAGGGGAUAUUGGGUAUAGUUCUUGA